AUGCCUGGCAGCAUCAAACCUGCCAGCGUCAAAGCGGGCGGCAUCAAAGUGACCGGAUGCGUAGAUAUCUUUGACGAUGACCCCUACGCUGAGCUCGAUGAUGACGACUUUGAGUGGGACAGCGAUAUGGAUGGCGAGAUCUCCUCGUCAUUGAGCGAAGACGAGAAAGACUACCAUGCCGACGAUCCGUGGCAUGCGCUCCUUGUGCUCGGAUUGAGAGUGUAUUCGCAGUCAAGUCCCGUCACCAUCAAGGUUCGAGAAGGCGAUGAAACAGACGAUGACGAGCCCGCACCUGGAAAGCCAGACUCCGACGUUCGGCUAGAUGGACGAAAUACCUCUGUAGAUGAGGACAACACAAAGCAGCCUUCCGCUUCCAGUGAAGCAAUUUAUACGCCUGGCAAAGACGACCAGAGCAACAGCAUGACCAAAACACUACACGAGCACGACAGCAUUUCAUCGAUCGAGAAGCCGAGUGAUAUAACCAUCGAGCAAAAGAAAUGA
Molecule: messenger RNA, 501 nt
Organism: Aureobasidium namibiae CBS 147.97
Lineage: Eukaryota; Fungi; Ascomycota; Dothideomycetes; Dothideales; Saccotheciaceae
Exons: 1
Coding region: 1-501 (166 amino acids)
Source: RefSeq, a predicted model, not a curated record